This is a messenger RNA of Bursaphelenchus xylophilus (pine wood nematode), 3229 nucleotides long. Lineage: Eukaryota; Metazoa; Nematoda; Chromadorea; Rhabditida; Aphelenchoididae. The record is from the annotation of a GenBank genome assembly.
AUGGCUGUGGAAGAAAAUAAAGAGGCGUCCGCGAAUUUAGUGGUUUUACCGCCUUCUGAAUCCUUGAAGGAACUGCAUACGUCGUUGAGAAAUCGGUAACUUUUUCACGAGGUUUUUAAAGCAUUUUUGUUAAAAAAUUUACGUUUUUUUUCAUUUCGAAUUAAUUUUUUUUAUUUCAAAUUUUAUUUAAAAAUUACAGUCGAUAAAGUGUAAGAUAGGACGUUUUCAGAAAAUUAUAUUUUUCGAGUUAAAAUCUAUAAAAAUACAGCCAAAAAAAAGAUUUUUUCUCUAGCCGUCUCUCCUCAUUUUCCAUGAUCUCUCGUCUGUCAGGGUCUCAGCAAUCCCUGGGCAUAAUUAGCUAAGAUUUUCAUGGAUUGAACUCUGGCUAUAAUGGAGGACGUGUGCCUAAUUUAAAGUAAAUCCGGCCUUCGGACUCUGAGAAUUUGACUUUUGAAAUUUUCAGGCUAAUAUGAGAUUUUCAGCAAAAAAAAUUUUUCUGGAGCCACAAACUUUUCUGUAACGCCAUAGAUUUGUCUGUAAAUUACAUGAAAUGCAUUUUUAGCGACACCGACCACUCGGAUUUCGUCUUUUCGGCCGACCGUUUGAUGAGAUUGGUCCUGGAAGCGGGUCUGAAUCGGCUCCCAUUCUACGAAUGUCAGAUCACCACUCCGACCGGCCAUUCCUACGAAGGCAUCCAAUUUGCCCACGGGAACUGUGGAGUGUCCGUGUGUCGCAGUGGAGAGGCCAUGGAACAAGCCCUCAGGCAAUGUUGUCGGUAAGUGUAAGAUAAAUUUUGUCUCAUUUUGUAUUUAGUUCCAUUCGAAUUGGGAAGAUUUUGAUCAGCGAUGAUCAACGAGUCCUGUACACACGAUUUAUGGGCGAUAUUAGUCGAAGGAGAGUGUUGUUGUUGUACCCGGUCCUAAGUACUGGAGUUACGGUGCUAAAUGCAAUCAGUAUGUUGACCACGACCAAAGUCCGAGAAGACCACAUCUUCCUGAUCACUCUGUUUGCUCGACAGAAAUGUAGGAACUUGAAUUUUGAAAAUUUUUUAUAUUACUUUAGGUAUCAACGAGAUCAUCAAGAGGUAUCCCAAAGUGACGAUUGUCACCAGCGAGGUGUGUGAGAAUGUCCCCGGAUACUUCACCACAAAGUAUUUCGGAACCGACUAGCCAACUUUCAGGGCUUCAAUGAUAUCCGGAUUAGCCGACCUUCAAUUUCACUUGUCAUAUCUAAAUGAAUUUGAUUGUAAUACGUGUAGUUAUAACGCAUAUUGAGUUUGUCAUAAUAAAUUUUAUACACCGAGAGGUUUCAAAUUUUGUGGUAGCUAUUUGUAACGUAUUCUACGCAGGGGUGGUCAGCGGACCCUAUUUUUCCGAUUUUCGGCCCGCGGCCCGGCCCGUCUAAUUACCGGCCCGGCCCGGCCCGUCUAGUCUUUUUCCAGGCCCGGCCCGGCCCGGCCCGUGACGGGCCUGGCCCGGCCCGGCCCGGCCCGUGCAGGCCCGUCUAUAGAGGGCUCUGCGAACUGCGCCCAGGCUCGGGAUCUAAACCGAGGCAAAAAAGGCGUUGAUCUAGCUAGUAAAGGAUCAAUGUGAUAGUUUUGUGGUUCUAUAAUGGAACUAUAAACUUGUAAACGUUUUAGAACUUGGGAAACAGCAACUAUAACGACAUCAAUUAAUUUUCCCGGCGCGAAAACAAUGAAUGCCAACGGUUUGGCAUUGUAAUUUAGACGGGCCGGGCCGGGCCGGAAAAACCCCAGGCCCGCGGCCCGGCCCGGCCCGGCCCGUGACGGGCCCGGCUCGUUUGUAAUUUUCCAUUUUUGAGCCCGGCCGGCCCGUUUGGGCCGGGCCGGGCCGGCCCGUCACGGGCCGGCCCGGCCCACUGACCACCCCUGAUUCUACGGCUAUAAACGAAGCAGUGAAACAGUUGACCCGAGAGAGUGAGAGUUGACUCAUUUCGGAAUAAAUAAAAAUAUUUUUUCCGAUGGAUGGGUCGGAAAUUUUGGGUGGUAUUUUAGCUGUAGAAAACCGUUUGAGGUACGUUAUUUUUCGGAGAAAAACAUUAAAUUUUAUUUUUAUAUUUUUGACCAAGUGUAAUAUAAAAUUUGUGAUUUUUUUACGGGAAUCUCUCUUUUCUCUAAUUUCAAACCUCUAGAAUUCACCCCGAGGUCGAACUAAAUUUUUUCUAUCCCUCAUUUCUCUUAAAUCAGCAAUUAUUUAUAUUAUCCAUGGCAUCUGUUUCUUCAAACUCGCGAAAUUUUUAUUAUUUUGACUAGAGCACAAAAUUUUCCUUUCAGAUGAGUCGUGGAGGGAAAGGAGGACAUGUGUCGGGUGUUCGAGCCAUAGCCAACGCCCUAGGCCUUCAGCGACAUGAAAUUGGAACCUACACGCAGACGAAAAAGGAUCCGCCGCCGCUUUAUCCGGUAAGCCCUUGAUAUUGUUCUUCUUACACUUUUAGGACAGGAACAUCUAAUUACAACAUAAAUUGAUACUUACACUUUGGAAAAUAUGUUGAAAUGCAGAGAACUGAAAAAAUUGCAAGAGAUCACCCUUUUCUGAUCAAAAAUUUAUGAAACCUUUUGUAGCCUCUGCCCAGACCUGUCCGAGAAGUGCAACCUACCACAGAGCUCAAUUUCAUGACCGAUUUGAAGCUAGAACUCCUCGAGCGGUUCCACGAAUCAGCGAUAUAUCAACCAAAACGAGCUCACAAAGACGUCUACAGGUACACGGAUAAGUUUCGGAAGGUGAGGAAGGAGCCAUUCGAGCCGAUGUUCACCCGUGUGCCAGCCGAACUUAAUUGGGAGUCCAGCAGCUCAACGAGAACAGUAAAGAAGAGGAAGUUGGAUGACGAAGCGGUCGCUGAGAGGUUGGCCAAACUCGAAGCCAAGGAGAAGGUGGUGGUGGAGAAUGUAAGUCAAUUUAUCAAGUGUCAGCGCUGUAAAUUGAAUCCUAAUGGCUAAAAUAAGGCAGAACGGGAUCUCUUCUUCAUUUUAAUAUCGAAUUCGAUUUAAUUUGACCUUGAAAAUCUGCAGGAAAAUCAUUUUUUUCAGGAGGGAGACAUUAAAGAAGAAGAGGAAGAAGAAGAUGAUGUCGAGAAGAAGAACGACGACGAUGAAGAGCCCUUCUCGGAUGACGAUUACCUAGAGGAAGACAACGAUUAUGUCCACAACUACUUUGAUAACGGCGAGGGCGGAGACUCCGAUGAUAAUCUUGAAGAUGGUGAUGCCUACUAA